Molecule: messenger RNA, 3592 nt
Organism: Camelina sativa (false flax)
Lineage: Eukaryota; Viridiplantae; Streptophyta; Magnoliopsida; Brassicales; Brassicaceae
Source: RefSeq, a predicted model, not a curated record
UGUCAAUCCCUGCAGUUUUUAGUUACUAACAAAACAAGCCAUGAUCUUCAAAUUCUGACUCAAGAUCUAAAAUUAGAAUUGUUUAGGCUAUGUUGUUUUCUUGAAAGUGGUGUCAAUAAUGCUUUUGGAAUCAUAAAUUCUUAGUAGUUUCUUCUAGUAGUUCUGAGGAGAUUUUUCUAAUGUUUCUGCUCAUAUUGUAAAUAAAUCCAGAUAGAGAGGCUGGAUUGCAAUUAUCCCCUAAAAAUUUGGCAAGUUGCCUAAUACAAGCAAUGACUAACCCAUGUGUUUACUCUUAACCUCAACUUGGUCAAACUGCAUUUCACAUUUUCACAAUUUUCUAUAUAUACAUAUGUGUUUUUAACUAUAUUUAUGUGUGUGCAUUCGUAUUUAAGGAGGGUUUUAGUUAUAUAUUUAUAGAUAGAUCACUUGAACACAAUUUUCCAUGUCUGAGCUUACAACCUCAUGAUUAUGUCAAAAAUGUCCCUUUUCAGCUUUAUUCUUACACUUAUCUACUGUCUAUUUACAGUAUCUUCUUCUCCUUCUCUACACCCAGAUGAAGUGGAAGCCCUUAAGGAUAUCGCAGCAACACUGGGUGUGAAGCACUUGAACCUAAGUGAAGAUCCAUGUCUCACAAAGACUCUGGUAAUACCUCAAGGUGUUCUGGAUGAAGGACAGAACAGCACAAUCAGAUGUGACUGUCAUUUCGAUAACUACAGCACUUGUCAUAUCACACACUUUGUCCUCAAGAAAUCCAGUCUUCCAGGUAGACUUCCUCCGAUGCUGUACAAGUUUCAGUAUCUUGAAUCGAUUGACUUAUACCAUAAUUACCUUCAUGGCUCAAUUCCUAUGGAAUGGUCCUCACUGCCUUACCUCAAAUCUAUCAGCUCUCUCUGCGCAAACCGCUUAUCAGGAGACAUUCCCAAAGGAUUGGGGAAGUUUAUUAACCUCACCCUUUUAACUCUUGAAGCCAAUCAAUUUUCUGGAACUAUUCCUAAGGAACUUGGGAACCUAGUGAAUCUACAAGGAUUAGGACUCUCUUCCAACCAACUUGUCGGAGGCCUCCCCAAGACAUUAGCAAGACUAAAAAAGCUAACUAAUCUCAUCUUAAGUGAUAACCUCCUGAACGGAUCGAUUCCAGAGUUUAUUGGGAAAUUAUCCCAACUUCAAAGAUUAGAACUCUAUGCGAGUGGCCUUAGAGGACCUAUUCCAGACUCCAUUUUUUAUCUGGAGAAUUUGAUCGACCUGAGGAUCAGUGACACGGCUGCAGGAUUGGGACAUGUUCCUCAGAUAGCUAGCAAGAGCCUCACACAUUUGAUUCUGAGAAACUUAAACUUAUCAGGACCAAUUCCAACCAGUCUCUGGGAUCUGCCGAGUCUAAUGACUCUGGAUCUUUCCUUUAAUAGGCUGACUGGAGAAAUUCCAGCAUAUGCAACCGCCCCGAGAUACACGUAUUUGGCUGGAAACAUGUUGUCUGGAAAGGUUGAAACAGGAGCUUUCCUUACUGCAAGCACAAAUAUUGAUCUGUCCUAUAAUAAUUUCACGUGGUCUCCUAUGUGCAAAGAGAGGAAGAAUAUAAACACAUAUGAGAGCUCCCACUCAAGAAACCGUCUAACCAGACUUCUUCCAUGUUCUGCCAUAAAGCAAUGCCAUAAUUAUAGUAGAUCUCUGCAUAUAAACUGCGGGGGACCUAAUGUAACUAUCGAAAACUCUCGUGGAAAGUUUCUGUACCAGGGUGAUAACUAUGGACCUAUAGGUUCAGCUAUGAACUAUCAUAGCACAAACUGGGGAUUCAGCAACACUGGUGACUUUAUGGAUGAUGGAAUAACGGAAGAUACAUACUCAGUUUCAUCAGAAUCUGCAGUCUCAGCAAAAUAUCCUGAGCUUUAUCAGACAGCUAGACGUUCACCCUUGAGUUUGGCUUACUUUGCAUUUUGCUUCGAAAAUGGAAGCUACAACGUGAAACUCCAUUUUGCAGAGAUACAGUUCUCAGAUGAGGAACCAUACAUUAGACUAGCGAAACGUGUUUUCAACAUUUACAUUCAGGGGAAGUUAAUUUGGGAGGAUUUCAACAUCAGAGAGGAGGCUAAUGGAACUCACAGAGAAGUUGUAAGAGAAGUAAACACUACCGUGACUGAUAACACUUUAGAGAUACGGCUUUACUGGGCAGGGAAAGGCACGAUGAUCAUUCCUCAAAGAGGGUACUAUGGCUCUCUUAUCUCUGCGAUCUCAGUCUGUCCCAGUUCGGAAUCUGAAUGCGGUGUUCCGUUGCAGAUUCUUCCAGUAAAAAAAGAUCAUAAACCAACAAAAUAUCCUCUCAUUCUUGGCUUAGCAGUCUCUCUUGCUUUCUUGCUCCUCGUCUUAUUAUGUUGGAUAAAGUGUGUUAGCAAUGCAAAUGCAGCAGAACGAGGUUCCUUCAGUUUGAGGCAACUAAAAGUUGCAACCGACAAUUUUAAUCCCUUGAACAAGCUUGGAGAAGGCGGCUUUGGAUCUGUUUAUAAGGGACGAUUACCAGAUGGAACAAUGAUUGCGGUAAAGAAGUUAUCUUCCAAAUCACAUCAAGGUAACAAAGAGUUUGUAACCGAGAUCGGUAUGAUCGCUUGCCUGCAGCACCCGAAUCUUGUGAAGCUUUAUGGAUGCUGUGUUGAGAAAAACCAGUUGCUUCUUGUCUAUGAGUACUUGGAGAACAAUUGUCUUUCUGAUGCAUUAUUUGGAAGAAGCAGUCUGAAACUAGAAUGGAGAACAAGACACAAAAUAUGCGUAGGAAUCGCGAGAGGGCUUGCUUUCCUUCAUGAAGAUUCGGCGGUUAAGAUCAUUCACCGAGACAUCAAAGGGACAAAUGUACUGCUUGACAAGGAUCUGAACUCAAAGAUAUCAGAUUUCGGGUUGGCCAGGCUCCAUGAAGACGAUCAGAGUCACAUUACCACCAGAGUUGCUGGAACAAUAGGAUAUAUGGCUCCUGAAUAUGCAAUGAGGGGUCACCUAACAGAAAAGGCAGAUGUUUACAGCUUCGGUGUAGUGGCAAUGGAGAUUGUUAGCGGAAAGAACAACGCAAAAUACAUGCCAGAUGACGAAUGUUGUGUUGGCCUUCUCGAUUGGGCAUUUAUGCUGCAAAAGAAAGGGAAUUUCACAGAGAUUCUGGAUCCAAGGCUGGAAGGAAUGUUCAAUGUGAUGGAGGCAGAGAGAAUGAUAAAGGUUUCACUUAUAUGCUCCAACAAGUCUCCGACAUUAAGGCCAAGCAUGUCGGAAGUUGUAAAGAUGCUUGAAGGGGAGACUGAUAUAGAGCAGAUCAUAUCAGACCCUGGAGUGUAUGGUGAUGACUUGCGCUUCAAUCCAUCAUCUUUGCCUUCUGAUGGUAUCAUGUCGAUUCCGUCAUCCUCUGAAUCUGCUUAUGAUCUCAUACAGAUCAAUGAUCUGUACCCACUCAGUCCUGAGUCCAUUGUCUUUACUAGCUAGGGAGUUUUAAAAAAAAAAACAAUGGACUUAGCUAUUUUAAAAUUUUGUGUCCUCUAAAAAACUUCAAAAUAUGUAUAUAUGCAAACAAUCGUGUAUGCCAUCGUUUCAAAUUCUAAAAACGGAUACAAGUUUCUCGAAA